AUGAAAUCGGCCAUAGCAAAAGAAACAAGUUUGAUUCUUACAGAAGACGCAUGUCCUGUUUCAGUUAGUGAUAGUACUGUCACUUUUGACUUCAGCUUAAACUUUAUGCAAGAACGUGUCGACUUCAAGUUUGAGAAUGACAGCGGUUCUGAUUUCAUAGCAACCAUUUUCAAAAAAAGAGCUGCUGCCAUUCACAAAAGCAAGUAUAAAUUCGACGACCAAAUAUCUCCAGAAAACCUUCAUUCCAUGACAUGUGGUCUGUCAUCCUGGCAAAAACUUCAAGGCUUCUCUUCUGAAAGAUACAAAGCCAAAGUUCUUGAAAGCAUCAAUGAUUUGCAUUUAACGUGGAACUUGAUCUGUGCGUUCUGUGAAGAUGACAACAACAUUUAUCGAGGAAUGAAUUAUUUAACAACAAUAAUAACAACGGUGAUCGACACUAAUCCCUGCCAAUACAAAAAGUGUUUGCUUUUUGAACAUGUACUUCAAGUUCGAACAGGAUAUUAUCACCUUUAUUUAGGCACCGAUUUUCAAAAAAUUCUAAACUUGGAGCAGAUCAUUCACUUGAAGACUGGUGAAACUGUUACUAAGCUUUCAACGAUGCCGAAACAAGAGCUAUACCACGACAAUGCAAAUGUUGCAGGUUUCAAAAUUGAUUUGAGAACUGUUACAAAUAUUAACGAAGAUGAAACUGAUUUUGCUGUUUGUGAGGUUGCGAAAGACCAAAACAAAGCAAAGCUGUAUCACAACAUUUCAAAGCUUGUUCGUGAAGCCAAAAAUGUCCUUCACUAUCUUUAUGUUUUAACCGGUCGUAAGAGAAUGACUCUUUAA
This is a messenger RNA of Rhizopus microsporus ATCC 52813, 828 nucleotides long. RefSeq lists its product as uncharacterized. The transcript is spliced from 4 exons. The record is from RefSeq and is a predicted model, not a curated record. Lineage: Eukaryota; Fungi; Mucoromycota; Mucoromycetes; Mucorales; Rhizopodaceae. Bases 1 to 828 code for a protein of 275 amino acids.